AUGUAUGAUGGGAUCAAGCAAGCUAUCAGUCCAUCACGAGGGAAAAUCACCCCACUUAAUUUGGCUACAGAUUCAGCAGGUGCCGCAGACAUUGGUUACAUGAGAAGAAUGUAUGAUGGGAUCAAGCAAGCUAUCAGUCCAUCACGAGGGAAAAUCACCCCACUUAAUUUGGCUACAGUUGAUAUUUGGGCUUGUCUGGGCACACUUGCAAAGCAUUACAAGCUGGACUUUUGUCUCCAGGCCUCGAGUGGCAUUUGGGGUUACAUGUAUCGCUUGGUGACAUAUUGUGUAUACCAUAAGAAUGCCUCCUCAUUGCUUAUCAGUAUCGUUCUGUUGCUUCUCAUGGGUCGAUGGUUGGAGAGGAGGCUGGGCACCUUCCCAUUUUUGCUUUUGUCCGUGGUCUGUGCUGUUGGCACUGCACUGCUCUACAUCCUGUUCACAAAGCUGUUGGGUCUGACCUCUUACACUGUCUGUGGUUACAGUGCUGUCAACUCUGCUCUUCUAACUGUAAUGUGCUAUAAGAGCCGAGGUAAAAGGCUUCCUGUUGUUGGACGUGUUCCCAUGGUAACGGUGCCAUUCUUACUCUUAGUGCUUGCUUAUCACUUUAUCCCAGGAUCAGAGUUGCUAGCUCACAUAUCUGGUGUUCCAGUAGGUUUGGCCUAUAGCGCUGGGUUUUUCCAUUGUCUUGAGCUAUCGGAACAACAACUGGACAAACUGGAGAACUUGAGCUUUUGUAGGUUGACAUCUCAAAACUCCUUUAUUUCAUUUAUCAGGUCCCCCAAACGGGGCUGUCUUCCUGUGACUAAUUCCAUUGACAGCACUGAGUGUUCGUUUAAUAAUUAG
Molecule: messenger RNA, 843 nt
Organism: Protopterus annectens (West African lungfish)
Lineage: Eukaryota; Metazoa; Chordata; Ceratodontiformes; Protopteridae
Product: rhomboid domain-containing protein 3-like
Exons: 6
Coding region: 1-843 (280 amino acids)
Cellular component (GO): membrane
Molecular function (GO): serine-type endopeptidase activity
Source: RefSeq, a predicted model, not a curated record